AUGUUACCCAAUUCUCGUAUCAUUCCACCUAAUAACAACCUUAAUAAUACAAACAAAAACGUGCGUGCAAGAUCAAAUUCUGCCGUUAAUGACAGUUCAGUGAAAAAGGGGUUCAUGUCUCGGCUGCUGACCAGCCCAACGGGCAGCAGCAGUAGCCCCAAAGAAUACAAUACAAAUUCAGUGAAUAGUAGACCCAAGUAUGAGUCAGUGUUGGGCAUACAAACAAAGGAUGAUUAUGCAGCUUGGGGCACACCCCGCAUUACCCCCUCGGAUCAAAAGGCUGCGAAGCCGUCGAGUGGUUUUGGCAAGCUGUUUAAGAAAAAGGCAAAGACAAACGACGAGAAUGAGAAUUUAUUCGAGGAUGACCAACCUAAAGUUAGGCCCAUUCACGGCAACAGCAGCAGAAAACACACCAAAAUACCAUUAGCGCCGCCACCAAAUUACCCAAGAACAAGAGCUAUUUCACAGCCUAAUCAGCAGCAAUUCCUAACCAAUUUGCCAGAUCAAUAUCUAGCAAAGCGUCCACAGACACCAUCAUUGACCACUGUCACUGAUAAGCGACAGCAGCCGUUUGCAUCCACGCCUCCAGCAAUGACGCAUGCUGCUGCUGUUGAAGAGACUAUAGCUGCAGAUUGUAAAGCGCCUGAAAUCAGUCUCAUGAAUAAGAGAUCUUCCUCAGCGCUCUCCAACAGAAAGUCAUCGGGAUCUUACUCUAUAUACUCGACGUUUGGAGGGAACGAAUCCGAAUAUUCUAUUGAAGAACCCAAGGCUCGUUCAGUUACACCGCCUGUACCUGUUCCCGCUAUCGCUACCAACACAAAUGACAGCAAAAGACGGGAGACUGCCAGACAUUCAAGUACUGCAGAGAGUGAUAAUUCCUUUACUACUGUACAUGAACAGCAUCAAGGGGCGGAGCAAGAACCAGAGGAUGAGGAAGAAGACAAUCAGAGCGAGACCAUUACAGAGGAUAGUAGCGAAACCACAGAUGACGAAUUUGUGGAUGCUACAGGCUUCUCUCAAGAGGACAUGGAAAGGGAAAAGAGGAUGACGCUUGAAAAGAACUUGUCAAAACGUCUUAGUGGAGGUCAUUUCGGUAGUGCAGGUGGCCUGGUGCUCAGUAUCAACCACUCCUCUGACGAGUUUGGCUCUGCUGGUAGUACACCCCUACCUCUACCCACUGCUACUAAGCGUAAAAGCCAAAAGAUACCCGAAGAUGAUGAACUAGCACAAUCUUUGCUGAAUUGGAAGCGCCAUAGUGACAGUAGCAAGCGCUGGAGCAUGCGUAAUAGCUCAAGUACGACUGCCACAGCCACCACUACCACCGUAAUGGAAGACACAGGAGACAAGCAUUCCAGCACAAUUACUGUCAUAGAUAUGCGAUCGACAUCAAAUAACACACUACCACAUGGUAGUACCGAGGAGACGACUACAAGCAAGAAGGCGGCAGCAGAGAAGGAGGAAGAAGAGGAGGAGCUGUCAGUACCCGAUAAGCUCGCUUUGAGAAAGGAGGCCGAAGAAGCACUGACUGGAGCCAAUACCCCACCUGCAACCAAAACGACCUUUGUCAAGGUGAUUGAUAGCAGCAGCAUCCCUAAAGCGCCUAUUGCGCCUACAACAUCACUGCCAUUGCCACCAGUGCCAAAGCAAAACACCCUUUUAAGAACGUUAUCUGCUGCAGAGACCAGGUCAGAGCCGCAUUAUUCAAGCAGCGAAUUUUCCAAGACUUUGGACGAUGUGUGGAAGACAUCUGACGAUACACUACACCUAUUUGAUGAUGACAGAACACGACAGCUGCAAACAUCCAUUCAAAUUAGAAUUGCAGAUCAUGAUGCUGAUCCAUCUAUAGCAGAGAAUCCGCCAAAAGAGGAGGAAGCAGCUGUGGACGAUCAUAUCAAGGAAACAGCCAAGUCGCUGUGGAAUGAGGACGAAACAGUGGUUGUCAAGGAGAGAAUGGCCGAAUGGCUGGGCCAAGGCAAACCUUUUGAGAAUGCAGUGCUUCAUCAAUACAUGCAAUUCUUUGUGUUUACAGAGAUGCGGCUGGAUAGCGCGUUCAGAAACCUGUGCAGUAAGCUGUACUUCAAGGCUGAAGCCCAACAAAUCGAUCGUAUUCUCGAGUCAUUCGCCAAUCGCUACUGGGAUUGCAAUCCAGAGUGUUUAUUUGGCAGUGCAGAUGUGGUGUACGCUGUAGUUUAUUCGUUGCUGUUACUCAAUACAGAUCUCCACGUUGCUCAAGGAAAUCAUGCUAGAAUGACACGUUCUGAAUUUAUUCGUAACACAAUGUCCACUGUGCGUGACCAAAGAGACCAUGAGGAACUCAUGGGACACAAGAAAAGAUCUGCGCUUUCAAGACGAAAUUGGGAAUCAGAGCUUGAAUACUACCUCAAGGAAAUGUACACCUCUGUCAAGAACUAUCAAAUCUUGCAACCUCUUUCACGAAAGUCUAGUCUGAGUAAGAGAGGCAGCAUACUAGGUAAUCGACGCGUCAUUGGCUUAAAGCGUAGCGUCAAUUCUAUUAUUCGAAAAUCAGGCAGAGAAAGUAUGCUUGUGCUGGACGGCUAUGAUCAAGUGCCAUCAGGGUCCAUGUCUCCUCCACCGUCUGUUCCGCCUAGAUCAAGCAUAAGCUCUGGUUAUACUCGCCCAUUAACACCGUCCUCCAUGAAGUCGCCUCGCAGAGAGUCAUUUUCAUCCACAAACUCUAGCGCUGCUUCCUUCAGCUCAAGAUGCGGUUCUCCUACUAUGAUACCUCAACAACAGCAACAGCAUGCACAACAGCCCAUGAUGCAAUAUCUCAAUUCACAUGCUUCAUCCCUCUUUUCGAGCAGGCCUCCCUAUUACAAAGAAGGUGUUGUCAUGCGCAAACAUUUGCUUGAAAAUGCAAAUCAUAAAGCUCGCCAUCGAGAAUGGCGUGAGUGCUAUUUGGAGAUACAAGAUGGCGAAUUACGCAUGUAUGCACUUCAGCCCAGUCAGAGUCAACUAGGCGAUAAGAAUCUGUUUCGUCAUUCGAGUGCUGCUCAUUUCAACUUGGCUGAUAUCAACAACAACAAUCGAUUGUCAAGCCGACCAUCCAGUCCUGCAUCAUUUGGCGGUGUAUUACCAAGCAAUAGUAGCAGCAACAGCAACAACAAAUGGGGCAUGCAUUCACAGCUUGUUGGAAAGAUUGCAUUGAAUCAUACACUGUCGAAUCCUCUGCCACCGCCUGGUUACAACAGACAACGGCCACAUGUAUUUGCCAUUCAGCAGUCAGAUGGUGGCGUAUAUCUCUUCCAAGUGUCCAAUGCAGAGCAGGCGCAUGAAUGGGUCUCUACCUGUAAUUACUGGGCUGCUCGAGAAAGCAAAGAGCCAUUGCCUGGUGGUGUCGGUAACAUGGAGUAUGGCUGGGGUGCCUGUCUCAGCGAUGUGAUUAUGGAUCUAGAUGCUGCUCGCAAAGGCUACGAUCAGAAAGUCAAUUACUUUUCGACGCAAGAUCCUGAUUCUAUCAUGAUUAAUGACUGGAUGCCGCCAACAGCCACUAUGGUGUCCAGUCAAUUGAAUGAAAAGGAGCAAUACGAGGUUUUACAAAAGCAUCUGGUGGAUUUGAAUGAGGAGAUUAAUCAACACCGAGAUAUUAAGAGUAAAAUAAUGAUCAAGUUUCCUACCAAGUGCAAUAAUUAUCCAAAGGUGAUUUCAAAUUGGGAAGCAAGGUCAAAAUAUCUGCUGCACGAUAUUAUCAAGUAUCAAAACUAUUGCGACUCUUUAGAGAAAAGCAUUCAGUUGCAGCAAGAUUUUAUUGAAGACGACCUGGACAUAGACGAAGAUAAGGUAUCAACGGCUGGUUCGUUUUCGUCGAUGUCUACCAAGAACAAGUUGGAAUAUCAAACACACACAAUGGAUCUGUUUGACGAAAUCAAUCAAGAACUUUCUUUGAAUUUGUAA
Molecule: messenger RNA, 3912 nt
Organism: Mucor velutinosus
Lineage: Eukaryota; Fungi; Mucoromycota; Mucoromycetes; Mucorales; Mucoraceae
Product: Tubulin beta chain (Beta tubulin)
Exons: 6
Coding region: 1-3912 (1303 amino acids)
Biological process (GO): regulation of ARF protein signal transduction
Molecular function (GO): guanyl-nucleotide exchange factor activity
Source: RefSeq, a predicted model, not a curated record